Plasmodium falciparum 3D7 is the source of this 177-nucleotide messenger RNA. RefSeq lists its product as uncharacterized. The transcript has 2 exons. NCBI's taxonomy places the organism in Eukaryota, Apicomplexa, Aconoidasida, Haemosporida, Plasmodiidae. The record is from RefSeq and is a predicted model, not a curated record. Bases 1 to 177 code for a protein of 58 amino acids.
AUGAAUACUACUCAGUGGAUUUAUAAGAUUCCUUGCUUUAACAAAAUAUUGAGUAAUGUAAGGUACUUUUCGGACAGAAAAAGGAAAAUUAUGAAUGGUACAGAAUAUAUUAGGAGAAAAACAGGUUAUGGAGGAAGAAUAAGAAGAAAUCGACAAGCUCCAGCAUAUAAAAGAUGA